GUGCUAGGAAAAUAAAAGUCAUAAAAUUUCAUAAGGAUCUAAUAAUAAACAACUCCGAAGGACAAGCGGGAAAACUUAGUUUUAUACUUAAACUUACUGCAGUUGACGAAUUAACCAGCAAAUGCAAUUUAAACGUCUAGUGUUUCUCAUUUGAGAUGAUGAUCAGUGAGAGGAUACUAACGGAUGACAGAGAUGAGGCAGACAUACAGAAGCAAGCACGCGAAAGUGAAUUACUGUAAUGAGCCUCAUGUGAAAGUGAAGGAGACUGAACACAGAUUCCAGACAGACGUACAGAUUCAGAGGAGAAACACAGACGACUUCAUCAGGUUUCCACGAAGCUCGUAUGGGGCGCUGCAGGGUGCUGGAGCACACAGUGGCUGUGAGUGUUUUUGUUGGACUUUGUCCUGUAAGGUACACAGAUUCUGUCCUAAUGUGGAGAUAGGGAGAGACAGACGGACGGACGGACAGUCUUCUGUGAUCCUGCAUGAGUGGCCUGAUUUCAGGAGAUGGAGAAAAAGACCAAAAUUAAGCAAAUGCCGGACAAAGACCCCAAUGAUGCCAAAGCUCCAUCUGAACAGCGCCUGACCGUCGGUCUGAUUAGUGCUGCAUUCUUUGGCUCUCUGGGUUCGUCCUUCCUGUAUGGCUAUAAUCUGUCUGUGGUCAACGCACCUGCCACUUAUAUAAAGACCUUCUACAAUAAAACAUGGAUGAGUCGGUAUAAUGAGCCAAUAGGAGAUGAGACAGUCACUCUACUGUGGUCCAUCACAGUGUCUAUCUUUGCCAUUGGUGGACUGGUGGGGGCGCUGAUGGUCUCUUUACUCAUCAAGGUGUUGGGCAGGAAAGGAUCACUUUUGGCCAAUAAUGUUCUCGCACUGACUGCUGCACUCCUAUUGGCUCUUGGGGAGACGGCUGGCUCUUUUGAGAUGCUCAUUAUUGGUCGUUUCAUCAUUGGCAUGGACUCAGGUGUGUCUUUGAGUGUUUUGCCAAUGUAUCUAGGUGAGAUUUCACCCCGGCAAGUACGUGGUCUCAUUGGUCAGUUUCAUGCCAUUUUCAUCUGUCUGGGUGUUUUUACUGGACAGGUGUUGGGCUUACCUGAAAUAUUUGGACAGGAAAGCAGAUGGAACUUCCUCUUCGCAUUCCUGGCUGUUCCUGCACUGCUGCAGUUGUGUGUCCUUCCCUUCCUGCCCGAGAGUCCAAGAUUUCUGCUGAUAGAACGACGGGAUGAGGCUCGAGCGGAGAGAGCAUUUCAGGUUUUUCUGGGUCGUAAAGAUGUGUCUCGUGAGCUGGAGGAGGUCCAUGCUGAGAGUCGAACUCAGAACACGCAGCGGCCGGCGUCUGUGCUGGAGCUCUUUCGAAAGCGAGCGGUCCGCUGGCAGCUCAUCACUGUCAUCGUGGUCAUGAGCUGUUACCAGCUCUGUGGACUCAAUGCUAUCUGGUAUUACACUAACGGGAUCUUUGAGGAUGCUGGUUUCAAAAAGUCCCUUAUUCCAUACAUCACGCUCAGCACGGGCGGCAUCGAGACGCUGGCAGCCAUCGUAUCGGGUUUAGUGAUAGAGAAAGUUGGUCGCAGACCGUUAUUAAUUUUUGGCUUUUCAGCGAUGGCCGUUUGCUUCAGUCUUCUGACAGUCUUCCUGAAUUUCCAGGAUCGAUUCUCAUGGAUGCCAUAUCUCAGUUUUGUCUCCAUCCUCGCUCUGAUUGCUUCCUUCUGCUCUGGCCCAGGUGGCAUCCCAUUUGUUUUGACUGGUGAACUGUUUGAACAGACGAAUCGUCCGGCCGCGUUCAUGAUCGCUGGAACCGUGAACUGGCUGUCAAACUUUGCUGUAGGGUUGCUCUUCCCCUUUAUACAGGAGGCGCUGCAGACGUUUGCCUUCCUGCUCUUUGUUGUGGUGUGUGUGGCGGGUGCAGUUUAUUUGUUCAUCAUUCUACCAGAGACCAAAAACAGAACUUUUAUGGAGAUCAGCCAAAGUUUUGCCAAAAUCAAUCGAGUCUCAGAUCAGACUCCUGACACGGAGAUGCAGGGGGCUCUGGAGUGCACCGGACACCUGCCGCCCGACACACACGCUGCCAACGGGGUUAAAUAUGCCUGUGUGGAAAUGGAAAGCUCCUUCUGAUGGAGCGAUCAUGGUCCAUGAUAGCACAAUCUCACAACAUUCAUCCAGAGCCAAUCUGACUUUACAAGAUUCAAAUAAUCAUCAGUAGAUCUUCAUUUUACGUCAUAAUUUCUCUUUAUUUUAGUCUUUUUUAUUUGACAGUUUAAAUGAAAAACAUUUUCAGCAUUUUAUUCUUGAUAUGACUCUGUAAUGAUUAAAUUCCUCAGAAAACACAGCGUUUACCUUAAUGCUUUCUAUGUUGUUUUUGAAUGCGUGUUUAUGUGGUAUGUGUUAUAAAUACUGAUGGUCGUUUAAUCUCCAUCAGUCCUGACUCUAAAAUUAUUGUGGUGACACUUAGACUAAAAACUCGUCCAUUCCCGUUGUGUGUAGGUGAGACGUUACACUGAAGAGCCAAAAGAUUGGAAUAAUGUACAGAUUUUGCUUUUUUGGAAGGAAAUUGGUGCUACUGUUCACCAAAGUGACAUUGAGCUGAAGUCAUUGUAUUGUCAGAACUUCGCUGAUGUAAAACAAACACCACAUUUAAAAGACAUUUAUCAUUAAAGGUGCCAAAGAAUGCAUUGAAAUAAUCUGUUAAAUUGUUCUUUGAUAUUUAUAUAGAAGGUAUGUAACUUUAUUAAGUGCACAAAUGAUCCAGAAUUGUACAACCCUAAGAUUCGUCCUUAGAAUAAAAUGGUCUAUUUUUGCCCUUUUUGGAAGGGUCAUGAAUAGUAUUGAGCUCUGCUCUGAUUGGCUCUGCUGUGAGGCUCAUGCCAGUAGCUCACAUUAGUAAACAUAUCUUAUAAAGUACGGACUGCAAACAUAACCGUAACGUCAAUAGUAGAACUUCUGCCUAAACGUUAGCAUAUAGCAUUAACUCGUUCACCGCCAAUUAAGAGAAAACGCUUCCCCGCCAAUGACGACAUAUUCCGUAUUUCCGCAAUACCGCUAUUUUCCACUAGGUGGCGCACUUCCGCAACUUAUACAACCCAGAAGAAGCGCCUCACGUGAAAGAGAAAGAACUCUGUGUAUGUUUUAAAGAUCGCUCUGCAUCUGAUAUCUAUCAAAAAUCCUUCGCAAAAAUUGAAUUAUCUCAGCUUUUUGCUUUUUGAAGAAACCUACCCAUGUUUGAGAGGUGAUUACAAGUGAACUUAUGAAGGUAGAAUGAAACGGGGUUUUUUUGUUUGAAAGCAGAGGGUCUGUUCUUUCAUCUGAUAUAUUGUUUGUUUAUAUAUUUAAAGAAGAACAUUUUCUGGAAGGCAUUAAACUUUUGUGAAAAUCAUGAAAAAUGCUGGCGCUGGCUGGCAACUUUUUUUUAAAAAAUGCUGGCGGGGAAAGAGUUAAUUAGCAUUUAGUGCUUACUCAGCAGUUACAACUUUGUUUUCAGCAUUGUAACAACAACAUUGUAAUUAAUUUAAUGUUGGGGCAUACAUCUCAACUGUAACGUCACAGUCGGUGUAAUCUUGAGAUUGUUUUCCAGCGAUCUUUUGCAUGCACAAUGUUUACAUAAGAAUGAGGAAACAAACGCAUUUGAGGUGCAAAAUAUGUCAUUACUAUGUACACAACUCUUAUAUUAAUCUGUGCCAGGGUAUAUACAGUUUAUUAUUCAAUGGCACCUUUAAGUGGUUUGAUCAUAGAAGCUUAAUGUUUUUUUAUUUGUUUGUUUUUUAUAUAGAUCCAAUAGACUGGCAUGUCUUAAGGUCUAUAUUAGGCCAAAAUAAACAGCUUUCUCUAGAAACUCAUCAGUCAAUGAUUAUUUUGAGGAUUGAAGGCUGUACUUUUGCAAAGAAGAAUUAUAAGCAAAUUUAUACAUGGUUAAAUUUACAAAAAAGAAAAAUAAACCAUUGUGAAUAAACCAUCAAUAACCCUUGCA
Messenger RNA from Paramisgurnus dabryanus, 3960 nucleotides. It is a transcript of the gene slc2a9l2, whose product is annotated as solute carrier family 2 member 9, like 2. The record is from RefSeq and is a predicted model, not a curated record. Lineage: Eukaryota; Metazoa; Chordata; Actinopteri; Cypriniformes; Cobitidae. Gene Ontology annotation, molecular function: D-glucose transmembrane transporter activity. Gene Ontology annotation, biological process: dehydroascorbic acid transport. Gene Ontology annotation, cellular component: plasma membrane.